GUACGAUCGGUGCAGACUCAGGGACGUGACCCUGGCCUGGUGCAUAACUCGAGACUGAUCACUUGCUUGGUGUAGGGAUGAGCAUUGCACCCCUAAUCGGACUGCUUUGUAAUUGUAUCCAGGAAAAUCUCAAAGCUCCGAGUGCUGUAAACGAUGGCCUUGUCUGUUGCUCGCUGUGCUAGCUCUGUGCUCAAACUCACCACCAGGAGCCUUAGUGUCAGUGGAAGGGUCCUGGCAGAGGGGCUCCCCUCAUCCCUCACCAAGAAGCAGGCCUUGCCCAUGCUUGGGCAAGGCUCAAGCUGGGCACCACGUUAUCCAACAUCAGCAGGUGUUCUAACAAGAAGUUGUCACACAAGUGGCAUCGAUGCCAAGAGAGAGAGCAUUCAAACGGUUGCCGUCGGGCAACAAACGGCCAGUGCCCCAACGUCGGACGCCGAGGCGGCGUCCACAGUGAUGAAGCGAUCGCACCUCUACCGCUACAUCGCCGAGCUGAACCGCCUCAACGUGGACAGGGGAACGGCCAUCGUCUCCACCUCCCACGUUCUGGAUGACCAGUGCCUGAAGGUGACCUGGACCGACGGCCAGUCACAGCUGUUCCCGUACGUCUGGCUGCGCGACAACUGCCAGUGCAAGCAGUGCUACCAGGCCUCGCUCAACUCCCGCACCUUCAGCUUCACCAGCCUGGACGUGGAGAUGAUACCCAUCUGCGCUGUGCCUUCUGAGGAGGGGAAGACAGUGCGUCUCACCUGGCCCGAUGGCCACUCCGGGGAGUACCCUUCAGAUUGGCUACGCCAGUACCGCUUUGAGAACUCCUCUCCCGAUGUGACCUUUGACACCGAGCUGGAUCACUGGGACACUUCCCUGAUGGACAGCGGCACGCUGCGCAUCUUCAACUUCCAGGACCUGGUGUCCAGCGACGAGGCCAUCUACGAGUGGCUGAUGGAAAUGAAGGUGACAGGGAUAUGCCUGGUUAGAGGAGCUGGCAUGAUGGAAGGACAGGUCAAACGGCUUGGAGAUAGUGUACUGUUUCUUCGAUCAACGUACUAUGGUACAACCUCCCAUGUGGUGGUGAAGUACAACGCGACCAAUAUUGCGUUCACUGGCAAGGCCUUCCCUAUGCACACGGACUUGGCCUUCCUGCACAGACCACCGGGAGCCCAAAUGAUCCACUGCAUUGAGCAGGCCAAGGGGCCUGGCGGAGAGAACUGGUUCACUGACGGCUUCAAGGUGGCCCUGGACCUGAAGGCGCAGGACCCCGAGGCCUUCGAGUUGCUGUCCACCACCUUGCUGGAGUUCAACGACAUUGGGGAGGAUGUCUACGGGAGAUUCCACCAGCACUCCAGGCACCCUACCAUAAGCUUGGACAGGGAUGGCAAUCCCGAACACGUCUACCUGAGCGACCACGGCCGUAUACCAAUGAUGCGAUUCCCAGUCCAGAAAACACAGUCUCUGUACCGGGCGCUCAAGAAGUUCAGCAACAUGUACCACCACCCGACCAAUGUCUUUUCUUACAAACUGAAAGAAGGUGACAUCAUGACUUUCGACAACCGGCGCGUGAUCCACGGCCGGGGUGCCUUUGAGGUGACCAGCAGUAGCAGCCGCCAUCUUGAGACUGGCUACCUAGAAUGGGAUGAGAUUGACUCACGACUACGCCUGCUGCAGCGCCAGUUCAAGGAGGCCAUGUGAGGAGGGCAUAUCAUUAACUUUGAGCCCAAAUUCCUUGACCAUGCUUCCCAUCAAAGAAAAGAGUCUCCUCUUGCUUGCCAGUGCAUGCGAGUGGUGGGAGAAAUCGGAGAUUUCAAAAUCCGGUUACCCUAAUUUUUUUCAUACCGAAUAACGGUUAUCCGAUGUCAU
Molecule: messenger RNA, 1854 nt
Organism: Patiria miniata (bat star)
Lineage: Eukaryota; Metazoa; Echinodermata; Asteroidea; Valvatida; Asterinidae
Product: gamma-butyrobetaine dioxygenase-like
Exons: 9
Coding region: 154-1686 (510 amino acids)
Biological process (GO): carnitine biosynthetic process
Cellular component (GO): mitochondrion
Molecular function (GO): gamma-butyrobetaine dioxygenase activity
Source: RefSeq, a predicted model, not a curated record